AGUGAGUGUGAGCGAGUGAGUGAGUGGGGUUGGUGUGGUGGUGGUGUUCCUUUUCCCAACUCCUCCCCUCUUUGCUCUCCAGUUUCGCUCCGCAUCACCCGCUAACGCCACGGCGAUACCCCAGCGCCAUUUCCGUAGAUGCUUCCUCUGCAUCCCCACCCUUCCACUCUUCUCUCUGCUCUGCUCUCUCUCUCUCGCUUUAGCAUAGCUGUGUUUCUCUUCAGAGUCUCCAUAGUCUUGACUUCCGCUUCCCCCUCUCUCUUCCGAACCCAGCCAUCGCGCACCGCAGCAAAUACCCCAUUCUACUAGUGCUCGAGGUGCGGCACACCGGCUUCACUUCCCUUCCCUGUCUGCCUCCCUGCCGACGCAUCUUGGACUUCGGUGGUGUCUGGGUGCUGCUGUCUGUAGAUGUUGGGUGUGGACCUGUCUGCCCUCCCCCCUUGCUCUCUCUUGACGACGUGAUUGCCCUUACCAUCUUUGAGAGAUGCCCUACAUGACCCCAUGUGUUAAUAAAGCUUAGCAAGGUCUUCUGGGAGCGCACAACAAAAACACACUUUCAACUGGAUCACUUCUGAAUUUAGUGUCUAUUGACGAUUGUGACCAAAUCAAAGUUCGCGCGAGAACUUUAGAAGUAUCAGCUUCGAGCGGGAGGCUUGUUAGUAUAGUUAAUGAAUUUGACAAUAUCAAGCAUCCUUGAACAGGGCCGGCCCAAAUCAAAGAAUUGGUGGGAUCCCUGCGGAGGUGGCAAGGCGAGAGAGCAGGGGUUGCAGCUACCGAGCAAAAUAGACUCAGCAAGGGUCAAGAACGAAGUUGAUGAGAGCAAGUCUGAAUCAAGCCAAGAAGAAGAGAGGAAAGGAAUGCGGUUAGCGGCAAGAGAUGAUAGCGGUCAGAAUGCGCUUAAAUUUCGGAAUAUAGAUUUGAAUAAGGUGCCAUCCGCAUGGGAUUCAGAUGAUGUGAGUGUUGGCACUGGCGAUACUACUAUCUUUAGAGGAGUUCGGCACCGGCCUGAGUUGAACAAAUGGGUGACCGAAAUUCGACCCACAUCGCAGAAGCGCAAAAUCUGGCUGGGCACAUAUGAAACCCCUGAAGAGGCCGCGCGUGCGUAUGAUGUGGGCAUCUUCUACACCAAGAAGAAAAUCCCCUACAAUUUCGAGGAUUCGCCGCAGCAGCUGCAGCUCUACCCCAUCCCCCCAGAGCUUCCGUGGGAGAGCUUCGCCGCCCUUGUGAAGCAGAGGGCGACCUCGGCUGCUAAGCGUGCGAGAGUACCUUCUUCCGGCUAAAGAAAGAGGGAGAGAGGACAGAUAGACAGAGGCACGGUUACGUUAGCGGCGUCGGUUCUAGGUUGGACCCAGCAGUGCAAGCAAGACUGGUCGGCUGAGAAUUACCAUCGGAUGCGAACUCGCCAAUCCAUGUGGGCCAUGAUGUUGAUGUUCGAAUGAGUUGCUUAAAGGUUACGAGUUCCAACCACUUGAGCAUGAAGCGAAGCCCACACGGAGCAGUACAAUGGAGUUAAUACUUAGGUUGUAGGUGGUUUUGUUCAGAAUAAUAAUCAAUCUUCAUGGCUGUUAUGGCCAGCCGUUGGGGUGGUGUGUGCAUGGUGCACGUGUGCAGCAGCAGAAGAAGAGAAAUGUAUGUAUGUGAUUUUCAAUCGCCGUCCUCUUCAUCUUUUAUCAUGUUGUGCUCACACUUGAUAUUCUUUCUUGGACCAGCUGAAACCCUCUCCCUCUGUCACUGGACGUCAUGAUAGAUGAGAGAAAUGCAGGCAGAUCAGGAGCUUACAGUUCGUGAACUACUCUGUAAAGGCUGCCGAGUCCUCCAGCGAGGAAAUUGUAUAUUUUGAUGUGGUAGGACGGGUCCCUUGCAGCUGUUCAUCUCUGUAAAGCAUUUCUCUUAUGAACGACCACGAUCAUUCGUGCAGGGCACUGCUCAUGAGCUAGUUGUAAACA
Messenger RNA from Physcomitrium patens, 1946 nucleotides. RefSeq lists its product as uncharacterized. The record is from RefSeq and is a predicted model, not a curated record. NCBI's taxonomy places the organism in Eukaryota, Viridiplantae, Streptophyta, Bryopsida, Funariales, Funariaceae. Gene Ontology annotation, molecular function: DNA-binding transcription factor activity; DNA binding. Gene Ontology annotation, biological process: regulation of DNA-templated transcription.